AUGCAGUUCACCGCUAUCAUUGCAGCCCUGUUCGCGACCGUCGCCGUCGCCGCCCCGGCCAUUGAGGACCGCCAGGCCUACGUGCCCUGCACCGGCCUUUACGGCACAUCGCAAUGCUGCGCUACAGACGUUCUAGGUGUUGCGGAUCUUGACUGCGCCAACCCUCCCAGCGUCCCAACUGACGCCGCAAACUUUAUGGCCGUCUGCUCUGAUAUCGGCCAGCGCGCGCGAUGCUGUGUCCUCCCCAUUCUUGGACAGGAUAUUCUCUGCCAGACACCCGUUGGCGUCCUCGACUAA
This is a messenger RNA of Xylaria bambusicola, 297 nucleotides long. RefSeq names its product Cerato-ulmin hydrophobin family. The record is from RefSeq and is a predicted model, not a curated record. NCBI's taxonomy places the organism in Eukaryota, Fungi, Ascomycota, Sordariomycetes, Xylariales, Xylariaceae. The coding region runs from base 1 to 297 and encodes 98 amino acids. The transcript has a single exon. Gene Ontology annotation, cellular component: extracellular region.